This is a messenger RNA of Physeter macrocephalus (sperm whale), 4386 nucleotides long. It is a transcript of the gene AKAP10, whose product is annotated as A-kinase anchoring protein 10. The transcript is spliced from 11 exons. Lineage: Eukaryota; Metazoa; Chordata; Mammalia; Artiodactyla; Physeteridae. Gene Ontology annotation, molecular function: protein kinase A binding. Gene Ontology annotation, biological process: intracellular protein localization. Gene Ontology annotation, cellular component: plasma membrane; mitochondrion. The record is from RefSeq and is a predicted model, not a curated record. The coding region runs from base 159 to 1817 and encodes 552 amino acids.
GGGAAGGACCGGAACUCCGGGCGGGCGGCUUGUUAACAUGGCGGCGGGAGCUACCGGCACGUCUCCAGGAGGCGGCGGGGCCCACACCCGGAAGACGGGUCUCUUUUCGGCCUAGCGCGGCGGCCGCUGCGGACCCGGAAGUCCGGGCCGGUUGCUGAAUGAGGGGAGCCGGGUCUUCUCCGCGCCAGUCCCCCCGCGCCCUACGCCCCGACCCGGGCCCCGCGAUGUCCUUCUUCCGGCGGAAAGUGAAAGGCAAAGAGCAAGAGAAGACCUCAGAUGCCAAGUCAGGUACAGCUUCAAUAUCCGUACAUUCCCCACAAAAAAGCACUAAAAAUCAUGCCUUGCUGGAGGCUGCAGGACCAAGUCACGUGGCAAUCAGUGCCAUUUCUGCCAACAUGGACUCCUUUUCGAGCAGUAGGACGGCAACACUUAAGAAGCAGCCCAGCCACAUGGAGGCCGCUCAUUUUGGUGACCUGGGCAGAUCUUGUCUGGACUACCAGACUCAAGAGACCAAGUCAAGUCUUUCAAAGACCCUUGAACAAGUCUUGCAUGACACUGUUGUUCUCCCUUAUUUCAUUCAAUUCAUGGAACUUCGGAGAAUGGAGCAUUUGGUUAAGUUUUGGUUAGAGGCUGAAAGUUUUCACUCUACAACUUGGUCCCGAAUAAGAGCACACAGUCUGAACACGGUGAAGCAGAGCUCACUGGCUGAACCUGUCUCUCCUUCUAAAAAGCACGAAACUACAGCACCUUUUGUAACCGACUCUCUUGAAAAGAGAUUGGAGGAUUCUAGCUCAGCCCAGUUGGAAGGAAUUGACCUGAAUAAUAGAACUAGCAACACUCAGAAUCACUUGCUGCUUUCCCAGAAAUGUGACAGCGCCCAUUCUCUCCACCUGGAAACGGCCAGAACAGGAGCUCAUCGAGGUUCUGUGGAAACCCAGGAAUCCUCCAGACUUAUAGUAGCCAGUAGAAAUAGUCCCUCUUCUCCACUAAAGGAAUUAUCAGGAAAAUUAAUGAAAAGUAUAGAACAAGAUGCAGUAAAUACUUUUACCAAAUAUAUAUCUCCAGAUGCUGCUAAACCAAUACCAAUUACAGAAGCAAUGAGAAAUGACAUCGUAGCAAAGAUCUGUGGAGAAGAUGGGCAGGUGGAUCCCAGCUGCUUUGUCUCAGCGCAGUCCAUGGUCUUCAGCGCGAUGGAGCAUGAGCACUUUAGUGAGUUUCUGCGGAGUCACCAUUUCUGUAAAUACCAGAUUGAAGUGCUGACCAGUGGAACUGUUUACCUGGCUGACAUCCUCUUCUGUGAGUCAGCCCUCUUUUAUUUCUCUGAGUACAUGGAGAAAGAGGACGCAGUGAAUAUCCUACAGUUCUGGUUGGCAGCAGACAACUUCCAGUCUCAGCUUGCCGCCAAAAAGGGCCAGUAUGACGGACAGGAGGCACAGAACGACGCCAUGAUUUUAUAUGACAAGUACUUCUCCCUCCAGGCCACUCAUCCUCUUGGAUUCGAUGAUGUUGUGCGACUGGAAAUUGAAUCCAACAUCUGCAGGGAAGGUGGGCCACUCCCUAACUGUUUCACCACUCCGUUACGUCAGGCCUGGACAACCAUGGAGAAGGUAUUUUUGCCUGGCUUUUUGUCCAGCAACCUUUAUUAUAAAUAUUUGAAUGAUCUCAUCCAUUCGGUUCGUGGAGACGAGUUCCUGGGAGGAGGUGUCUUGCUGACGGCUCUGGGCUCUGCUGGCCCCACUGAGGACUCCCACCCUGGGGCGGCCGACAGCUCUGCCGUGCAGUAUAAUAACAUAUACAGAAGACUCUACAUUUCAUAACUACGUACAGCUCAAAGAAUUUAGAUAAGCAGACCUAACCCAUGUAACCAGCAUCCAGAUCAAGAAACAGGAUGCGUUACCGGUAUGUCAGAAACUCUCGUCCCCCCUUCCAGUCACUACCCUCCUUUCUUCUUUUUUCUCUCUCUCUUUUUUUUUUUUGUAGAGCCUUAUUGAGAUAUAAUUCACAUACCAUACAAUUUACCCAUUUAUCCAUACAAUUUACCCACUGAAUUGUAAAAUUCAUUGGUUUUUUUAGUAUGUUUACAGAGUUGCUAAACUCUCACCACAAUCAAUUUUAGAACAUUUUUUCACCCAAGAGAGAAAAACCCUGUAUCCUUUAACUGUCACCCUCCUAAUCCUCUGUCCUCCGGCCCUAGGCUACUGCUAAUCUACUUUAACUUUAUGUCUCUAUAGAUUUGCCUAUUCCAGACAUUUCGUAUAAGUGGAACCAUGCGAUAUGUGAUCUUUAUGACUAGCUUCUUUCACUUAGCAUGUUUUCAAGGUUCAUCUGCGUUUUUAGCAUGUAUUAGAAUUUUGUUCAUUCUUACGGCCCAAUGAUAUUCCACUGUAUAGACACAGCACAGUUUGUUCAUCCAUCAGCUCAUUGACAUUUGGGUUGUUUCCACCUUUUGGCUGUUAGGAACAAUGCUGCUGUACAGUUUUUGUGUGGAUAUGGGUUUUCAUUCCUCUUGGGUGUAUACCUAGGAGUAGGAUUGCUGGGUCGAAUGAUGUCUCUUUAACUCAGGCUUGGUAAGUGACGCUUUGUAAUAAGCUUCGAAAUCAGGAGGUGAGAGUCCUCCAACUUAGUUCUUUUUCAAGAUUGUUUUGGCUGUUUGAGGUCCCUUGCGAUUCCGUGUGAAUUUUAGGAUCAGCUUUAACAUUUUGGUCAGGAUUACCCUGAAUCUGUAGAUGCCUUUAGGGAGUAUUGCCAUCUUAACAAUAUUAAGUCUUACAGUCCGCGAACAUGGAAUGUCAUUCCAUUUAUUUAGGCCAUCUUUAAUUUCUUUCAGCAGUGUUUUGUAGUUUGAAUUGUACAAUUCUUACACCUCCUGGAGUCAGUUUAUCCCUGAGUAUUUUAUUAUUUUCAAUGCUAUUAUAAAUAGAAAUUGUUUUCUUAAUUUCGUUUUCUGAUUGUUCACUAAGUGUAUAGACAUGUAACUGCUUUUCAUAUGUUUAUCUUGUACCUUCAACUUUACUAAAUUCAUUUGUUAGCUCUAAUAGUUUUCUUGUGGAUUCUUUAGGAUUUUCUAUAUGUAAGAGCAUGUCACCUGCGAAUAGUAAUAGUUUCUUUCUUAUCAACUUUGGAUGCCUUUUAUUUCCUUUUCUUGGCUAACUGCUCUGGCUGGAGCUUGCAGUAUAGAAGUGGUGGCAGUGAGCGUCUUUCUCUUUUUCCUGAUUUCUCGGAGAAAGCUUUCAGUUUUUCAUCAUUUAUUGUGAUGUGUGGGAUUUUCAUAAGUGCUCUUUAUCAAGUUGAGGAAGUUCCCUACUAUUCCUAAUUUGUUGAAUGUUUUUUAUCAUGGAAGGCUGUUGGAUUGUGUCACAUGCUCUUUCUGUAUCAAUUGAGGGCAUUAUGUGGGUUUUGGGGAUUUACUCUCUUGUUACGGUGUAUUACAUUAAUUAUCAGAUAUUAAACCAACCUUGCAUUCUUGGGAUAAAUUGCACUUGGUUGUGGUAUAUAAUUAUUUUUAUAUGUUGCUAGUAUUUUGUUGAGGAUUUUGCAUCUAUGCUCCUAAGAGGUAGUGGUCUGUAGUUUUCUUUACUAGUGAGAUCUCAUUUUGGCAUCUUACCUCAGGGGCCUCAUGGAAGUAUUUCUCUCUUCUUUUAUUCUGGUGCCUCUUUCUUUUAACUUAUGUGCCCUUCUCAGCAUGUAAAGAGACCCCUUUUUACCCCUACUAUAGAGUGUUCUAUAAGUGUCUGUUCGAUUAUUUUUUAAAUUUAACCUAUGCUUUAGUCAUGGAUGUUAAACGUAUUCCUGUCUUUUGUUACUUGAAGCAAUUCUACAAUAAGUACUCCUGGGUAUAAGUCGUUUUGCAUAAGUGUGAGUCUGUCUAUAAUUGAAUUUUUAGAAGUGAAAUUUCUGGGUCAACCCAUGCCUGCGUAUUUCACAGAAGUACCGAUUCUGACUUGCUUUUUUUUUUGUGGGCAUGAGGAGUAGGAGGUAGAAUGCUGGUCAUUUUAGAAAGUUUCCGUUAUCUUCCCUUUUGUCACACGGCCACACUGAGAUUCAGAAGCAUUCAUGUUUACCUGUAAAAGUUGGGCUUUACAUUUAUUAGGCAAGAUACAUAUGCCUGGAAGAAUGGGAGUUUUGCACGUUUGGGAACGUAGGCACGUUUGUUGGAACUUCAGUCAUUAAGGAAAAUACAUUUGCCACACAGACGCAUGUGUCGUGCGCGUUCGUAGUUAUGUUCAAGAUGACAUCUCAGAAUCAUUGCUGUUAAGCAUCUCAUUAGUGACAGGGUUGAGUGAAAAGUGCAUGUGUUUCAAACACUGAAGAUUUUGUACGAAUCUGUCAUUCCAAACCCAGGACUGAUUUGACUCCUGAAUAACAUACUACCAAUUUCACAAUUUC